Molecule: messenger RNA, 1593 nt
Organism: Metarhizium brunneum ARSEF 3297
Lineage: Eukaryota; Fungi; Ascomycota; Sordariomycetes; Hypocreales; Clavicipitaceae
Product: Cytochrome P450 monooxygenase AKT7
Molecular function (GO): iron ion binding; monooxygenase activity; oxidoreductase activity, acting on paired donors, with incorporation or reduction of molecular oxygen
Source: RefSeq, a predicted model, not a curated record
AUGGAGAUGAAGAUUGCUCUGGGACAUCUUGGCAUGUACCUGGGACUGUUGGCUGGAGCUGGACUGCUCUAUGCCUUCGGUCUCGUCGUGUACAGAGUCUUCUUCCACCCCCUUGCCAAAUAUCCCGGUCCUUUCCUGGCCAAAAUCACCGAUGCAUACCAGCUCUAUCACGCUUACAAGGGCGACCGCCACCUUGAGUUCUGGCGCAUGCACCAGAAAUAUGGCAAGGUGGUUCGAUUCGGUCCCAACUCCGUCUCCUUCAACUCCAACCAGUCCCUCAAGGAAAUCUACGGCUUCAAGUCCAACGUGCGCAAGGCCGAGUUCUACGAUGCCUUUGUCCACCCAGCCGCCAACACGCACAACACCCGCGACAAGGACGUCCACGCCCGCAAGCGCCGCGUCCUGUCGCACGCCUUCUCCGAGAGUGCCAUGAAGGAGAUGCAGCGCUACAUCCUCGGCAACGUCCGCACCUUUUGCGACCAGAUUGGCCUCAACGAUGGCGGCGCCGACGCCAAGGGCUGGACGAAGCCGCGCAACAUGAGCGACUGGUGCAACUACCUGGCCAUGGACAUCCUGGGCGACCUCAGCUUUGGCAAGGCCUUCCACAUGCUGGAGAGGCCCGACAACCGCUUUGCGCUGGAGCUGGUCGAGGCCGCCACCACGCGCCAUCUCAUUUGCGGCACCAUGCCCAUUGUCGACAAGCUCAAGAUUGACAAGUUCUUGUUCCCCAAGCUUGCUGCCGGUCGCGCGAGAUACAUGGCCUACAGCAAGGGCCAGCUCACCGAGCGUACCAAGCUCGGCGAGGAGACGGAUCGACGUGACUUCUUUUACUACUUGCUCAAGGCUCGCGAUCCCGAGACCGGUCACGGCUUCACCACUCCUGAACUCUGGGGCGAGUCCAACUUGCUCAUCAUUGCCGGCUCAGACACCACGUCCACCGCCAUGGCCGCAACGAUUUUCUACCUCGUGCGCAACCCGCACGCCCUGAAGCGCGUGACGCAAGAAAUCCGCACCAAGUUCAGCGACGUCGAGGAGAUUGUCCACGGCCCCCUCCUGGGAUCGUGCACGUACCUCCGCGCCUGUGUCGACGAGGCCAUGCGCCUCUCUCCAUCCGUGGGCGGCAUCCUACCCCGUGAAGUGCUCCCCGGCGGCAUCACCAUCGACGGCCAGACGCUGCCGCAGGGCACCGUCGUCGGAACUCCCCACUACACCAUCCAUCACAACGAGACCUACUACCCCGUUCCGUAUGGCUACGCGCCCGAGCGCUGGCUGCGCGACGAGGUCAACCCACUCACCGGCAAGACCACGACGGAAGACGAUGUUGCCCUCGCCCAGAGCGCCUUCUGCCCCUUCUCCAUCGGACCCCGUGGCUGUAUCGGCAAGGGUCUGGCCUACGUCGAAAUGACCACCACUCUGGCCAGAACAAUCUACUUGUACGACCUGCGACGAGCUAUUGGCGUCGUUGAUCCCGGCGAGGGCCGCGCCGACCUCGAGUGGGGGCGACACCGCGUGACAGAGUUCCAGCUGGUUGACACGUUUACCAGUGCCAAGAAGGGUCCUAUGGUUGAGUUUAGGAAGGUUGAGAAGGCCUAA